Messenger RNA from Scaptodrosophila lebanonensis, 1562 nucleotides. RefSeq lists its product as uncharacterized. Bases 119 to 1444 code for a protein of 441 amino acids. Lineage: Eukaryota; Metazoa; Arthropoda; Insecta; Diptera; Drosophilidae. The transcript has 4 exons. The record is from RefSeq and is a predicted model, not a curated record.
ACGGUGUCGGCUAUUGAACAAACACCCAUUUCAAAUUUCCAUUCCCAAACAGUCGAGAGUAGAAGAAUUUUUAUUUAUAUUUUGGAAAGUGCAUUUCACACGAAUUGCAUAUAUCGCCAUGAAGCAGCUUAGGUACGAGCCCAUGUUGAAGACGGCGGCACUGGUCCGCGAGAGCGAGGACGCCCGGAACAGCCGCAAAAGUCGCACAAGCCGCACGAGUCGUGCGAGCCGCCAAAGCCGCUACGAACCGACCAGACGUGCACCACAGCCACCACCCCAUGAAGUGAAGCCGAAGCUGCUCCCAAAAAAGCAGCAGAGCAUCAGCCAGUUCUCGUUCAUGCACUCGCGUGAGGGCCUUACGGGCAAAAAGUUCUGGCAGGAUGUGAUCGAGGAGGUUGAGUUUGUGGUGCACUGCAAAACUCUGCCGCCCAUACCGAUAAAAGACUACUCGGUGGUGCUGCCAGCUGAGUUGCGCGAUCGGGUCAAGAAAAUACAGAAAUAUCGCUACGACAGGUCUGACGACGACAUUUACAUUCGCGAAGAAAUGCGCGAGGAGCGUCCGCUGGACUACAUGACCUUCAGCGAGUCCGAGACUGAGGAGCCUGAAAUAAUGGACGAGGCAACACUGAUACUGGAAGCAGGCCGCAAGAAAGUGGAGGAACAUUUCAGUGAGAGCGAGCACUCCGAGAUCGUCCGCUUGGAUCACGAGUUUGAAAAGUUCGAGCUGAAGUUAGACGACCCGGUAGGCCACACACACCGCGUCGUGGACUCGAGAAGCUGGAUGGCCAAGUUUUUAUGCGCACCGCGUCACAAGCGCGUUAAGUGGAAGUCGCGCGUGCAAACUGCCAAGACUAAGGCGUCAGUCAAGCUCGAUGAGGAGGCGGAGAAGCUGAUGGAUGCGUCCGCGGAACGCUUUGUGGAGUGGCUCAACAGCAUCGGAACUCUGGACACUGGAAUGACGCCGAAAAAGAUAAAGAGCUUGUUCGACAUCAAGGGCGACCGCACGCUUCUAGCUUCGAUCAAGACCGAUCCAAAGGAGGUGAAUGCCAUAGCGGCCACCGUGGCCCAGAAAUGGAACAAGCCAGAAAUGGCCAUUGAGCUUAAAUACGAGAAGCAUAUCAACGAUCAUGCCACACGGGUGUGUGAGAAGCCAAUGCUCAGCGCCUUCGGACGCACCGUGCCAAUGAAGGAGCGACCCUGGAUGAAGCGCAGCACUGACACCUUCAUUGAGACCGUCUUCCCCGAGGAGUUGCUGACGCGCCAGAAGCUCUUCAAAGGCAUUACGCAUCUGCGCAGCACUUCUAUACUUCUAGAAUUCUACCAGAACUAUCCCAAGCUGCCGUUCCCUGUUUACUUGAAGGAUUGUAGUGACCUUGAGUUAGUCUCCCUUGAGGACUCUAAUACAGAGCUGCCGCUGUACGAGUUUCUAGGAGUGCGCUACUAAUUGCGUACGUGUCCCUUAGAUACUCUAUAUCAUUCACUUCAUUUUGUUUUCCUUCCUUUCUGAAGCUAAAGUUAAAAGCAAACUAAAAUAAAUUUACAGUUUAAUAUGUGGAAGUAUA